GAGCUAGGUACAUAUUCUGAAGCACUCAUGUUGGUCACGUCUAGGCGCCGAGCAGAAAUGCUUCGUUAUCUCUUGCUAAUACGAGCCACAAUCCGACCUGAAGCGCUUUUUGUUCAGCCGCUUGGACAUAAGGCCGAAGAACAGUUGACUUUCAGGGGACCAUCUAAACGCAAGUUCAAAGCGUUGGAUCAGAUCGUUGAUUACACCGAUGUCCUUCUGGAACUCUCACAGCACGACACGCAAGUGGCUCGCCUGAACAAGGAGCCAUUCAGGGAAGCAAUGCAGAAUGAACAUGUGGAAUGCGUCCAAGUAUUUAUCGACUUGUUUACCAAUGAUGAUAGACACCGUGCAGCAAUCUGUACUCACCUACUUUCGCUGACCUUGCCCCAUGUUGAAUUGCUUACAUAUUUUCUCAGCCAGGGUGCUGACCCAGAUACACGGCAUUUUGAUACUGGUGAGAUUUUGUUGCACCGCGCUGCAGCCAGAGGGGAUGAGAGUGCACUCAGGGCUAUUUUAUCUUCUGGCUCACAGGUUUCCCUGUAAUCAGGCGAACAAGGAACAGCCUUGCACGCUGCUGUGGUGCAGGGCUUUCAUGACGUAGCCGAAAUUCUUCUUGAAUCACAUGCAGACGUCAACACACCAUGCACCCUUCUUGGGACAUCGUUGGCCGCAAUCAUGACACAGAGCUGGAAGGACUUUCGUGAUAUCUGCCACCGAAGAUGUGCCAAGCUAUUGCUGGAGUGGGGUGCAGAUAUUGAUAGCUUUGAUGAACGGCUGGGGACCCCAAUGGAGGAAACCGUGAGGGGGCGGAGCUGUUGCUUGAGAGGGGAGCACUGGAGCCUGAAAAUUAUGAUGUAUCCCAUUCGCAGGCUCGAUUGGGAACUGGUCACCAAGGUGUCUGGAAUGGUUC
Molecule: messenger RNA, 910 nt
Organism: Aspergillus piperis CBS 112811
Lineage: Eukaryota; Fungi; Ascomycota; Eurotiomycetes; Eurotiales; Aspergillaceae
Exons: 1
Coding region: 58-543 (161 amino acids)
Molecular function (GO): protein binding
Source: RefSeq, a predicted model, not a curated record